Molecule: messenger RNA, 894 nt
Organism: Trichoplax adhaerens
Lineage: Eukaryota; Metazoa; Placozoa; Uniplacotomia; Trichoplacea; Trichoplacidae
Exons: 8
Coding region: 1-894 (297 amino acids)
Biological process (GO): nucleotide-excision repair; regulation of transcription by RNA polymerase II; positive regulation of cyclin-dependent protein serine/threonine kinase activity
Cellular component (GO): transcription factor TFIIH holo complex
Molecular function (GO): cyclin-dependent protein serine/threonine kinase activator activity
Source: RefSeq, a predicted model, not a curated record
AUGGAUGAUACGCGAGCUAUUUAUUGCCUGGGUUGCAAGACCUCGUCAUAUCAAAAUCCCAAGUUAAAAUUUUUAGUUAAUGCUUGUGGCCAUCGUUUGUGUGAUGGUUGCAUCAAGGCUAUGUUCGUUAGACCUUCGGCUCCUUGUCCUCAAUGCGGAACCAUAUUAAAACGUAGCGAAUUUCGCGAUCACCUUUUUGAUGAUGCUCACGUUGAAAAAGAGAUAGAUAUUCGCAAAAAGAUCUUAAAAGUAUACAAUAAACAAGAAGACGACUUUAAACUUACCUCAGACUAUGAUGAUUAUUUGGAAGCAAUAGAAAGUAUAAUAUAUAACCUCACAAAUGGCAUUAAUGUUGAUGAAACGAAGGCUAAGGUCGAAAAAUACAAAAAAGAUAAUCAAGCACUCAUUGCUAGAAACAGGUCAAGACUGAAUUUGGAACAAGAACGAAUAACUACUAUGGUUAAAACAGAAUUAGAUGAAAUAGAGAAAAAAAAAGAAAAACUACUAUUAGAAGAAAAAGAAGAACUUAGAAAACGCAGAUCUGAUAAAGAAGCAUUAUUAAAUGAUCUAACGUAUGCUGAUGCGCCUGUUGACACAGUUCUGGCUAAUUAUAAGAAAACCCAUACGGAGCAAAUGAACAAGAAAAAUUUGUUGAACAAGAAUAUGGAUGAAAAGGUUGUCUUUUUCACAACCGACAAUAAAGAAGAGGGUUACACUUACAUUCCAUUUAACGAAGAUAACCUAGGACCUAAAGCACCAUCUCCAGCGGAACUAUUGAAAGAGAAGUACGUAAGGAACGUUCACAUAUCAGAAGAACUCAAAGGCGGAGGAUUUACUACACUGAUUGUCUGCAACCGGGCUAUACAAGAAGCUUUCAGUUGCUUACUCGAUUAA